Diabrotica balteata is the source of this 1971-nucleotide messenger RNA. NCBI's taxonomy places the organism in Eukaryota, Metazoa, Arthropoda, Insecta, Coleoptera, Chrysomelidae. The record is from the annotation of a GenBank genome assembly.
AUUGAGACCAAAUCAGAAGUGACAGUUCUUUUAAUUUCCUCUAAGUUUCACUAAAAAAUGAGUUUUUUCCUCGAAAAUAAGCGUAUUAAAAAUUUUCUAAUAAUGACAGUACAAAUAUAGUGCAAGAAAAUUAUAAAAGUGUGUUGCCGAGGUACUUACUGACCAGUAUAGCUAUCAACCUCAUGUAAACAUUGUGAUUGUGAAGGAACAUUUUCGAUCAGUCUAUUUUCUUUAUUAUGGAAAAACAUAAUGAAAAUAUUGAAUUUUCUUUCUUAGCCUUAAAAUGUUGGGAAAUCUACAAAGAACUGUAAAAACUUGGUACAAUCAAUCAAGAGAAGCCGAUGUUAAUAUUUUAUGGGUCAGUGUUUUAGUGCUAGCAGAGCCCAGGAUGCACCUCAACCUAAACAUGGUAUCAAAACGUAUUUAGUCCAACAAGCAUCCGAAACCGCUUUUUCCGAAAGCAAAAACGAGCAGACCAUUGACAGUGUAAUGGCAACAUCUUUUUCUAAUAUGAAUAUUACGAAUCCUAUCAAAGGACUUGUUAGUAAAAGAAGAAAUCGAUAUAAGAAAGAUGGUUUCAAUCUGGAUCUGACCUAUAUCACCGACAAUAUAAUUGCAAUGGGGUACCCGGCCUCUAAGAUAGAAGGAGUUUACCGUAAUCAUAUUGAUGACGUUGUAAAAUUCCUCGACAAGAAGCAUCCCGACCACUAUUACAUUUACAACCUUUGCUCCGAACGAAGCUACGACAAGCUAAAAUUCCACAACAGAGUCAAAAUAUUUCCCUUCGACGAUCACAAUCCCCCCAAAAUCGAUUCGAUCCAACCGUUUUGUAACGACGUCCACGAAUGGUUAUCGAUAGAUAAGAAGAAUGUGGCUGUGGUGCAUUGUAAGGCUGGUAAAGGCAGGACCGGAACCAUGAUCUGUUGCUAUCUCCUUCAUAGCGGAAUGUUUUCCAGUGCUGAAUCGGCUCUGAACUAUUACGGACAAACUAGAACACAAGAUAAGAAAGGAGUCACGAUUCCCAGUCAAGUGCGAUAUGUACAGUACUACGAGACUUUGUUAAAACAAAACCUCUUUUAUACCCCAGUUUCUAUGUAUAUAAAAGAAUUUAUACUUAAUCCGGUGCCGAAUUUUACUGGAGGACAAGGUUGCCUGUCUCUCACUAUUUCACAUCAAACUCUUGUGAAAGAGGGUGAUAAAUACACUCCAAAACUUCAAAAAUUACGGAAGAAUGAUUGGUACGAAGUUAAAAAGAGUGGAUCUCCUUUUUCGAUAAAGUUGGACUAUUGUCUACCUCUUAAAGGCGAUAUAAAAGUUGAGUUUUUUAGUAAAACUAUGAUGAGGAAAGAGAAAUUAUUCCAGUUUUGGUUUAAUACUUUUUUUAUAUGCAAUUCUAUGAAUGGAUUUCUGCCGAGAAACGGAAGUAGCGAAGAAGUUUGUUACGUGGUAGAUUUUGAAAAGAACGAACUUGAUAUUGUUAAUAAAAAGGACAAGCAAAACAAAAUGUUUCAUGCAGAUUUUAAGCUUACUUUACAUCUUCAAAGAAUUCCGAGAGACGAUUGUUGUCCGACAUCGUACGAACGACAUUCUCAAACACAAGAUACGCCAAGUGAAAGUUCGGCAGAAUCAUCUGAUGAUUAUACGAACGAAGACGAAGACUGGGACAGCGGAGAAGGCAAUUCCCUUAUACCCAAAAACGAACCCUGUGAUUCUACUAAAAGUUGAUCCUCAAUUAUUACUAAUUUUCUGUAUAAAGUUUGUUAGAUUGUACAUUAAUAUGUACAGAGCAUCCUGGAUUAGGUGUUUCUACAGGAAAUUGCCGAAAUAGCUGUUGUUGGUCGAAAGCUAUUUGUCUGUGGCAUCUCAGUUUUGCAAUCUCUUGAGUAAAUAAUGUGAUAUACUUGGAAAAAAUAAAAAAAAUUGUAUUUAACGUUCCGAGUUCAAGAUAAACACAAAUAAAAUUGUCAAAUC